AUGGGAGGCCUCGGCGACAUCGCGCGCCACUUUGGCCUCAAAGCGAUCUACGUGCUCGCUGUGUGGGGUGUGACACGCGUCUUUCGCGCUGGCCGUCGACGCUUGCUCCGACAGCUUUCCAACGCCGCUGAGCGUGAUGAGCGUCGCCCACCCCCGACAGCAGCUCAAACCCCGCAGCACAAGCCCGCGCCGAGAUAUAAGGUCUACCACAACCUCACGUUGGAUUACAAGCCCAGCAAUCCGCGAUGGCUCCAGGAGGCCGUAUCCCUGGAUCCAGCGGAUCUGGCCACAGAUCUGUCUUGGCAAUGUCCCAUUUUGAUUCGGUUUCAGACCCUAUCUGCAGCCUCUAUUUCGUACAUGAUCCAUGCGCCCUCCAAGUUUCUGAGGAUGUUGACCCCCCCUUGGUGCCCUUGCCUCACCAUCAUCACCAUCAUCAUCACCAUCAUCAUCAUCAUCAUUACCACCAGCAUCAUCAUCGUCACCAGCAUCAUCGUCGUCGUCGUUGUCGUACUGGCACUUGAGGUCCAGUCCUGGUACCGGCAGCAGCUGGAGGCCCAACCCGUCAGGUUCAUGGAGAUAGUGGCAAUGAAGGGUUUAGUUUGGGCUGUGGCAGAUGCGGCUCGCUUCGUGGGUGCGUGUCCUGCUGACGUGGUGCCCCUGGUCAACGCCACGUCAGCGGUCAACGCUGUGCUGGGCUCCCUGGAGCUCAGGCGGGGCGACUGGGUGCUCAUGCUCAACACCACGUACCCCGCAGUGCAGCUAGGGUUGGAGGAGCUGCUGCGUCCUGAGUUGGUAGUUGAUGCCGUACAGGCCGCCUUAGGGGCCGUGGGCGGCAGACGGCGUGUACGGCUUGCCGUACUGGAUCACGUGGUGUCUUUUCCGCCUGUCGUACUUCCAGUUGCGGAGCUUGUGAAGUUGUGCAAGAAGGUAGGCGCGCGCGUCCUCGUAGACGGAGCUCACGCGAUCGGCAACGUGCCGAGCCUUCAGGUCCCCACCCUGGGCGCGGACUACUACACCACCAACCUGCACAAGUGGGGGUGCAGUCCGAAGGCCGCCGCGCUGCUGUGGGUGGUUCCGGAACAUCAAGACGCCAUGCGGCCGCUGGUAACGUCACAUGGAUAUCGCCUGGGCUUCCGGGUAGCGGGGAUGCUGGCGGUGCAGCUACCGCCGCUACGGGAGUACGGCUGUACGGCGGAGGACUCAGCACGGUUGCAGCGAUGGCUUCGCUACGAGAAAAACAUCGAGCACCCGAGGUGCAACCAGAGAAACCGGCGGAACGAGAAAAAGAGCGGUGUCGUACUUGGCAUGGUGUCGUACUCGCGUGGUGUCGUACGCGCGGGCCAACAUGCAUCUGCUCCAUCUGCACAGCCGUGA
Molecule: messenger RNA, 1374 nt
Organism: Volvox carteri f. nagariensis
Lineage: Eukaryota; Viridiplantae; Chlorophyta; Chlorophyceae; Chlamydomonadales; Volvocaceae
Exons: 14
Coding region: 1-1374 (457 amino acids)
Source: RefSeq, a predicted model, not a curated record